CGCCUGCGCACUGGGUCUCCCCGGCCCGGCGUCAGUCGCCUGCUGGUCAUCAUGGCGGAGCCCCGGGACAAGGCGCUGCAGGACUACCGCAAGAAGCUGCUGGAGCACAAGGAGAUCGACGGGCGCCUCAAGGAGCUAAGGGAGCAGCUGAAGGAGCUUACCAAGCAGUAUGAAAAAUCUGAAAAUGACCUCAAGGCUCUGCAAAGCGUUGGGCAGAUUGUUGGUGAAGUUCUUAAACAGUUAACAGAAGAGAAAUUCAUUGUCAAAGCGACAAAUGGGCCAAGAUACGUUGUUGGCUGCCGUCGUCAGCUCGAUAAAAGUAAACUAAAGCCUGGAACAAGAGUUGCGCUGGACAUGACAACCCUGACAAUUAUGAGAUACUUGCCAAGAGAAGUCGACCCCUUGGUUUACAACAUGUCUCAUGAAGAUCCUGGAGAUGUCUCUUACUCGGAGAUUGGUGGAUUGUCAGAACAAAUCAGGGAACUGAGAGAGGUCAUAGAGCUACCCCUGACAAAUCCAGAAUUGUUCCAGCGUGUGGGGAUCAUACCACCCAAGGGCUGCUUGCUGUACGGUCCCCCAGGUACAGGGAAAACGCUCCUAGCCAGAGCUGUUGCCAGCCAGCUGGACUGCAAUUUCCUAAAGGUGGUGUCCAGCUCCAUCGUCGACAAGUACAUUGGCGAAAGCGCUCGGCUGAUCAGAGAAAUGUUCAACUACGCCAGGGACCACCAGCCCUGCAUCAUCUUCAUGGAUGAGAUUGAUGCUAUUGGUGGUCGUCGUUUUUCAGAAGGCACUUCAGCUGACAGAGAAAUACAGAGGACACUAAUGGAGUUACUGAAUCAAAUGGAUGGAUUUGACACUCUGCAUCGAGUUAAAAUGAUCAUGGCUACGAACAGACCAGACACCCUGGAUCCAGCAUUGUUGCGCCCCGGAAGGCUGGACAGGAAAAUCCAUAUUGACUUGCCAAAUGAACAAGCCAGGCUGGACAUACUGAAGAUUCAUGCUGGGCCUAUUACUAAACAUGGAGAAAUAGAUUACGAAGCAAUUGUGAAACUUUCCGAUGGCUUUAAUGGGGCUGACCUGAGAAAUGUUUGUACUGAGGCAGGCAUGUUUGCCAUUCGCGCUGAUCAUGACUUCGUCGUUCAGGAGGACUUCAUGAAGGCUGUUAGGAAAGUUGCCGAUUCUAAGAAGCUGGAAUCCAAGCUGGACUACAAACCUGUGUAGAUGCCAGGGUGGGUCAUGGGUGACUGUGAGUGCAUGGGGAAAGUGGAGCUUCGUAGGCGAAAUGUGACACAAACGUUCCCCCUUGAUUGUGUUCCUAUUGCAAGCAUUGUCUGUAUUACACCGGGCAAGGUGUCCAGCUGUUACUGCUAGUGAUGAGUCUGCUGGAGAGAGUGUGGAAUUCUGAAAGCAAGGCUGUCUCCGUUAAACCCCAGCCAAGUGCGGAGUGAAACGUGCUCCGAUGACUUUAUAAAAUGUACCAGGUUUAUUCCUUUUGGUGGAUUUUAAGACGGUGUUUUUCUUAUUUUGUAUAAUGUUUUCUUCCCUUAAAAAGGCAAAUAAAACUUGAUUUCCUCAGUA
This is a messenger RNA of Varanus komodoensis (Komodo dragon), 1578 nucleotides long. It is a transcript of the gene PSMC6, whose product is annotated as proteasome 26S subunit, ATPase 6. Gene Ontology annotation, cellular component: cytosolic proteasome complex; proteasome regulatory particle, base subcomplex. Gene Ontology annotation, biological process: positive regulation of RNA polymerase II transcription preinitiation complex assembly. NCBI's taxonomy places the organism in Eukaryota, Metazoa, Chordata, Lepidosauria, Squamata, Varanidae. The record is from RefSeq and is a predicted model, not a curated record. Bases 52 to 1221 code for a protein of 389 amino acids. Gene Ontology annotation, molecular function: proteasome-activating activity; ATP hydrolysis activity; ATP binding. The transcript has 14 exons.